This is a messenger RNA of Sorghum bicolor (sorghum), 677 nucleotides long. Its product is annotated as 60S ribosomal protein L36a. Gene Ontology annotation, molecular function: structural constituent of ribosome. Bases 162 to 479 code for a protein of 105 amino acids. The transcript has 4 exons. NCBI's taxonomy places the organism in Eukaryota, Viridiplantae, Streptophyta, Magnoliopsida, Poales, Poaceae. Gene Ontology annotation, cellular component: cytosolic large ribosomal subunit; ribosome. Gene Ontology annotation, biological process: translation. The record is from RefSeq and is a predicted model, not a curated record.
GGCCCGAAUCGGAGAAAACCCUAGGGCGGUCGCCUCCCCAUAAGAGCGGAUAGGGAGCCUCUCGACCACCCCGCCGCCGCCGCCACCACUCGCUGCAGCUCUCGACCGGAUAGGGAGCACGCCGCACAAGCCCUUCCGGCCUCCUUUCCGCCGCCGCCAAAAUGGUGAACGUUCCUAAGACCAAGAAGACCUACUGCAAGAACAAGGAGUGCAAGAAGCACACUCUCCACAAGGUGACUCAGUACAAGAAGGGUAAGGAUAGCCUGUCUGCCCAGGGAAAGCGCCGUUAUGACCGCAAGCAGUCAGGAUAUGGUGGUCAGACCAAGCCUGUCUUCCACAAGAAGGCUAAGACCACCAAGAAGAUUGUGCUGAAGCUGCAGUGCCAGAGCUGCAAGCACUACUCACAGCACGCAAUCAAGAGGUGCAAGCAUUUUGAGAUUGGUGGAGACAAGAAGGGCAAGGGAACAUCUCUUUUCUAAGUUUAUCAUCACCAAUGUGUGUGGGUCUACUACUGUUCUAAAGACUUUUUGUCAAAGUAGUUCUGAAAGCAGACCAUGCUAUGUAUCCAAAUUCCAAUGCCUGACAUUUGCUCUGAGUGUUGGUCGACUUUUGGCUAAAUGAACUUUUGUAGCUUGAAUCGUCAUUGAUUCUGUUGUGUGUUCGAUUUUAUUCUGCCA